GGCAUCUGCGCACAUCCACUGAGAUAUUUAAGCUCCAAGAUCUCUGAACGUAAGCUACAGUCGGGCAGCUGUUGGCUGCCGGCUGGCCGAGGCAGGCCGGAGCCGCCAGUGGGGCCGUGUGGCCCUGCUGUGCCCGUGUUCAGGCCCGCUGAGCUCGGCCCGCUGAAGCCCCGGGUGGUGACCGUGGUGAAGCUGGGUGGGCAGCCCCUGCGCAAGGUCACCCUGCUGCUGAGCCGGCGCUCGGUGCAGACCUUCGAGCAGCUCCUGGCUGACAUCUCAGAGGCCUUGGGCUUCCCGUGCUGGAAGCAUGACCAUGUGCGGAAGUUGUUCAGCAUCAAAGGCAGGGAGAUCAAGAGCAUCUCGGAUUUCUUCCGAGAGGGUGACGCUUUCAUUGCCAUGGGCAGAGAGCCGUUGACACUGAAGAGCAUUCAGGUGGCCAUGGAAGAGCUGUACCCCAACAGAGCCCGGGCCCUCACCUUGACCCAGCACAGCCUGAUGCCAUCGCCAAGGCUGAGAAGCAGGCUUUACGGCAAGGCUCUGAAAGUGGGGGAGAACGAGAUGGCCAAAAACUGCGGUGAGGCCCCCGGGGGCAAGCUCACCAGCAGGCCCCAGGGGAAGAUCCCCAUGGAGGUGGCAACCGAGGACAAGCCCAGGGUCCAGAAGAAGUGGGGAAGGAGCAGACGGGAGCCCGAAGCAGGCAGCAAGCCACCCAGGGAGGCCAAGGCAGAGGAGAGGCCCACGGGUGGCGACAAGCUCCCAGGGGUAGAGCAUCAGAAGACCUCGGGGGACACGGUCAGGUGUGAGAAGUGCAAGAAAGAGAGAGAGCUGCAGCAGAACCUGCACAAGGAGAGGCUGUCACUGGGCACCAGCGAGCUGGACCUGGGCAGGUGCCGCAGGUAUGAUGUGGAGAAGUUGGCCAGGACGCGCAGCUGCAGGAGGUCUCCUGAGGUCGGGGAGGAUACACAAAACGGUGGUGGCCACCAGAGCAACGUCAGGGAUGCCAUUCAGGAGCCGAGGAGGCCUGGCAAGAAUCUGGACAAGAAGGAGGACAGGGACAUGGAGGAGCAGGAGAGCCAUGCUCCUGGGGCAGCCAGGGCGCUCAAGGAUGCUGGAGAGGCUUCAGUGGGCCUGGGGGAAGGGUCAAGGGAGGUGAAAAGAGACUCCAGGCUCACGUGCAGGACCAAGCAAGGAGGUGGCUGGCUGCUGAGAGAGCAUCAGGCCAACCCCGAGGAGAGAAAGGCAGGUGCAUCCACCGGGAGGAAGACGAUUCUCAGAGACGAACCGCCAGCCAGGGUGGAGAAGGAGUCCAAGAUGAGGCCCGAGGAGAGCAAGGCAGAGCGGCCAGCGGGGCGGAAGCCACGGCCGACAGGCAUUCUCACAGUCAGCGUGGAGAAGCACUAUGAGACUGGCCGUGUGGUCGGGGAUGGCAACUUCGCCGUGGUGAAGGAGUGCAGGCACCGGGAAACCAGGCUGGCCUACGCCAUGAAGAUCAUCGACAAGUCCAGGCUCAAGGGGAAGGAGGACAUGGUUGACAGCGAGAUCGCCAUCGUGCGGAGCCUCUCGCACCCCAACAUAGUGAAGCUGCAUGAGGUGUACGAGACGGAGAAGGAGGUGUACCUGAUCCUGGAGUACGUGCAAGGCGGGGACCUCUUUGAUGCCAUCAUAGAAAGUGUGAAGUUCCCGGAGUCCGUUGCCGCACUCAUGAUCAAAGACUUAAGCAGGGCCCUGGUCCACAUGCAUGGCAAGGGCAUCGUCCACCGGGACCUCAAGCCAGAGAACCUUCUGGUUCAACGCAAUGAGGACAAAUCCACCACCUUGAAACUGGCUGACUUUGGCCUUGCAAAGCACGUGGUGCGGCCUCUGUUUACCGUGUGUGGGACCCCAACUUAUGUAGCCCCUGAGAUUCUCUCUGAGAAGGGUUACGGGCUGGAGGUGGACAUGUGGGCUGCAGGUGUCAUCCUGUACAUCCUGCUCUGUGGCUUCCCCCCAUUCCGCAGCCCCGAGAGGGACCAGGAGGAGCUCUUCAACAUCAUCCAGCUGGGCCACUUUGAGUUCCUCGCUCCAUACUGGGACAGCAUCUCUGAUGCCGCCAAAGACCUGGUGAGCCGGCUGCUGGUGGUCGACCCCAAAAAGCGCUACACGGCCCACCAGGUUCUUCAGCACCCCUGGAUUGAAGCAGCUGGGAAGAGCACGGCUGAUCUGCCGGAGGAGGCAUCCCCCAGCAGUGAGGGCCUCGGCCGGAGCCAGCACAAGAGGAUUGCAGAGCACACAUCGUAG
Ochotona curzoniae (black-lipped pika) is the source of this 2277-nucleotide messenger RNA. It is a transcript of the gene DCLK3, whose product is annotated as doublecortin like kinase 3. Gene Ontology annotation, biological process: protein phosphorylation. The record is from RefSeq and is a predicted model, not a curated record. The coding region runs from base 397 to 2277 and encodes 626 amino acids. The transcript has 4 exons. Gene Ontology annotation, molecular function: ATP binding; protein kinase activity. Lineage: Eukaryota; Metazoa; Chordata; Mammalia; Lagomorpha; Ochotonidae.